Messenger RNA from Phlebotomus papatasi, 1362 nucleotides. RefSeq names its product delta-like protein 4. The coding region runs from base 266 to 1270 and encodes 334 amino acids. The transcript has 4 exons. Gene Ontology annotation, molecular function: signaling receptor binding; calcium ion binding. The record is from RefSeq and is a predicted model, not a curated record. NCBI's taxonomy places the organism in Eukaryota, Metazoa, Arthropoda, Insecta, Diptera, Psychodidae. Gene Ontology annotation, biological process: cell communication; anatomical structure development. Gene Ontology annotation, cellular component: membrane; extracellular region; cell surface.
ACUGGAUGGUAAAGAAAUGGCGUGAAAGAGAUGGCGACAAAAGAAAGUCUCAGUAGAUUUGUUACUCGCGCUCUUUCAUGCAGCCCAUUAAAAUUGAUCAUAACGAUCAUUUGUGCGGUGGAUGUUGGUUGGAAACGGUGUGUGCCAAGUGAUAUUCAAAAGAAAACCUGGUGACCUCUUAAACAGUCAAAUAUACCUGCAAAAAUAGAAAGAUUUGUGUUUGAGAAUAAAAUCCAGUGUUGUGCGCUUCUGCAGAAAAUUCACAAUGACCGGAUUUGUGAUUUUAAUACUUGGAUUGACCUCAAUGUUUGAUGGAAUUUCCGCUGGACGAUAUGUGCCAAAAUGGAAGAAGCAGGCAUGUGAAGUACCCCGGAAUGGGCAUUAUGUCUGCGAUGACAAUGGUGAAGUAAAAUGCCUUGGUGGAUAUACUGGUGAUCUCUGUGAUGUUCCAAUAUGUCGAAAGGGAUGUGAUCCCAUGCAAGGCUACUGCAAACGUCCUGGAGAGUGUCGAUGCAAAUUGGGCUUCUAUGGGCCUAAGUGUGACAAAUGUAUUCCACUUCCUGGAUGCCAACAUGGCGGAUGCAAUACCACAUCCUUUGAAUGUGUCUGCAAGAAAGGAUGGGACGGACUCUUCUGUUCAGAACCAAUGUGUAAGGAAGGAUGUCAUCAAACCCGAGGAUACUGUGAAUAUCCAGGAGAAUGCAGAUGUCGCCUAGGCUGGGCAGGACCUACAUGUCACAGUUGUCAAGUACUUCCUGGUUGUGUUCAUGGAUCCUGCACCAAGCCCCUUGAGUGCAAAUGUGAUCCAGGUUAUCGUGGAUUUCUCUGUCAAAGCCCCAUAUGUGCCGAAAACUGCCACAAAACUCAUGGAUUCUGCCAGAAACCCGGAGAAUGUCGUUGCAGAGUUGGCUGGUGGGGCAAGAAUUGUACACAGUGUUUCCCGUAUCCGGGCUGCAAGAACGGUACCUGUCGUCGUCCAUGGGAGUGCAAUUGCAAUCGUGGUUGGGGUGGAAUGCUUUGCGAUGAAGCUCUUGAUUUCUGCGACAAGAAUCCAUCAACAUGCACGAAUGGCGGGAAGUGUCUAUCACUGACCAAGGAUGAAGGUAGUUUCCGCUGUGAGUGUCCCAGUGGAUUCCUUGGAGAUCGCUGCGAAAUAGCUCCAAUGGUUACAGAUUCACCGAAAAAUUCCACUUCGAUGGAAACCAUGGAGGAUAAAAAUCAAUCGUCGACUGAACCCAUCGAGUCCAAUGACUUUGACAAUGAAGCUUGAAGGAGUAUUUAUAAAGAAUUUAUUUAUUAACUGAUUUAUUGUAGUUGAUAGAAAAAAAAGUAAUUUAUAAUAUCAUAAAGGGGUAAAUACUA